Dermacentor albipictus is the source of this 1777-nucleotide messenger RNA. Lineage: Eukaryota; Metazoa; Arthropoda; Arachnida; Ixodida; Ixodidae. The record is from RefSeq and is a predicted model, not a curated record.
AUGACCGCAAGAGAAGAAGCAACGGCUCCAGGCAUCGAUGCGAGAAAGUUUUACAGGCGCUCGUGCGUACCCGAAGUUUCGCAGCCGGUCACGGGCCUGCUACGUGGAGAGCUGCCAACUUGGCUUCGAGGUAGGCUUUUACGGAACGGUCCGGGAUUGUCUUCGAUCGGCCCAGACCACUACAACCAUGUAUUCGACGGUCCCGCUCUGUUGAGGCAGUUCACCAUAGAGAAUGGCCGAGUGGUUUACCAGAACCGCUUCCUGCGGAGCGAAGCAUACGUACGCAACCGGAGGGCCAACAGAAUCGUCGUCUCCGAGUUUGGAACCGCGGCGCACCCUGACCCUUGUGCCACCGUAUUCGAACGGGUGGCGUCGUAUUUCUCCAUGGACACCACGGACAACGCUCUGGUGAACGUGAUGCCCGUGGGCGACGAGGUGUACGCCAUGACGGAGGCACCUCACAUGACUCGAGUAGACCCUGCGUCGUUGGAGACUAUGGAGAAGAAAACCUUGAGUAAAAUGGUGGCUGUGCACAUUGCCACCGCCCAUCCACAUUUGGACCCCGACGACGGCGCUACAUACAAUAUCGGUACACACGUAGGUGCGCGUCAUUCCUUCGUACUUGUGCACUUUGCUCCCGGCGGAUCCGAAAGCUCGGUGGACCGUGUCAGAGCCGUGGGCAGGAUAUCGUUGAAAUCUCGCAUAUCCCUGCCGUACAUUCACAGUUUUGGAAUGACCGAAAAUUGGGUGGUCGUGCUGGAGCAGCCUCUUUCCAUGCACCUGCCUUCCAUGUUAGCGACGAAGUACCUGGGCUACAAGGCGUACGUGAACUCCCUGAAUUUCGAUGCCGAGAAGAACGUCCGCUUUCACGUAAUGAACAAGAAAACGGGGGAGCUUCACCCCGCCGUGUUUGAGUCCGCCGCAUUUUGCACUUUCCACCACAUCAACGCCUUCGAGCAGGGCGACGAGCUUGUGGUCGACCUAAUAUGCUUCGACGACGAAAGCGUCAUCAGGUCCUUCGACUACACGGUGGAAAAGCCCGUCGUGUUCAAAAUGGGACAAAUGCGUCGUUUUUCGUUGCCUCUGAAGCGAGGGCCGGGCGAGCGUGUCAUCAUCGAGUCCCGGGAACUAGCCACAGGCAAGCUGCGCGGGGAACUUCCUAGAAUCAACCAAGGCCGCAAUGGGAAACCAUACAAGUAUAGCUACAACCUCAGCAACAUCGAAGGCGAAGAACACAUGGCAUUCGUCUCCAAGCUUGACGUCACUACGGGCGAUUGGCUGCGCUGGGAAAGGCAAAGAUGGCUCCCCUCAGAACCUGUCUUUGUAGCGCGUCCAGGCUCUGUUGAGGAAGACGAUGGUGUCGUCCUGAGCUCCCUUUUGCACGAGGAGAACGAGAAGCUCGCUCUGGUGGUAUUGGACGCGAAAACAUUCGAACAACUGGCCUUUGCCGAGUUUGACUGCCCGUCCUCAAUUCCGGCGGAUUUUCACGGAUGGUUUCUGGAGAAGCAGGCUUAAAAAGCAAUUUGAACUGCUAUACAGGGUGAUACCAUGAGAAGCCAACAAACACUGAUACCAAGGACAACAUCGUGAGAAUUACUGGUGCUUAAUAAAUGAAAUAAAGAAACGAUGAGUUAUUGGAAAUUAAAGUGGAAGAAGAAACAACUUGCGAUGGUGGGGACGAUCCCACAACCUUCGCAUUUCGCGUGCGAUGCUCUACCAAUUGAACUACUGCGGCGCCGUUUCCCCAUCCACUUGGGUAUUUAUGUUUCCUAUCAGA